Phycodurus eques (leafy seadragon) is the source of this 1429-nucleotide messenger RNA. It is a transcript of the gene serbp1a, whose product is annotated as SERPINE1 mRNA binding protein 1a. The coding region runs from base 102 to 1331 and encodes 409 amino acids. Gene Ontology annotation, cellular component: cytoplasm; nucleus. The record is from RefSeq and is a predicted model, not a curated record. Lineage: Eukaryota; Metazoa; Chordata; Actinopteri; Syngnathiformes; Syngnathidae. The transcript is spliced from 9 exons. Gene Ontology annotation, molecular function: mRNA 3'-UTR binding.
GAAGAAGCUCCUUUCCCCAGCCAUCUUGUGGCUUCACCUAGCGAAGUGUUCGCAUCAAACCUCGUAGAAUCGGAGGAAAAUCCUGCUGAAGGGGCGCCAUCAUGCCCGGACAAAUGCAAGAAGGUUUUGGUAUCGCCGUAACCAAUCGGUACGACCAACUAUUGGACGAUGAAUCGGACCCGUUUGAGCUGAUGAAGCAGGCUCAGGCGGAGUCGAAGAAGAAAAAGGAGGCUGCCGCUCCUGGGGCCGCCAAGUCUGCAGCCCAAGCGGCCAAACAGCCCAAAAAGGAGUCCCAAAAAGACAGAAAGACCCCGCUGACUGACAAAAAGGCGGAGCCCCAGGCUCCCGUGCCGCUCAAGAAAGAUGGCGUCGGCAUGAGGAGAAUGGGCCGCAAGCCGGAGGGCGAAGGCCCGAGACCCCAGGGCGGCCAGCAGGGAGAGGGACGCCCCCCUGCAGACAGACGGCCGGUGGACAGGCGACCACCCCGCCGCCUCGAGAGGCCCCCUGGCGAGCCUGGCGAGAAGCCAGAGGGAGGCGAAUUCUCCGUGGAGAAGCCUGUUGGCGACAGGCCGAUGAGGGGUCGCGGUGGCGGCAGGGGCUUCCGCGGAGGCAGAGGGCGCGGCAUGGGUCGCAGCGACGGCUUUGACUCAAGAGGAAAACGUGAAUUUGACAGACACAGUGGCAGUGACCGAUCGGGUCUGAAAGGCGAAGAGAAGCGAGGUGGAAGUGGAUCUCACAACUGGGGCACAGUAAAGGAUGAACUCAAUGAACUCGACCAGUCAAACGUCACCGAGGAGAACACUGAAGGCGAGGAGCAUCCACCUGCCGACUCUGAAAACAAAAGGGAGAAUGAGGUGGAAGAGGUGAAGGAGGAAGGCCCCAAAGAGAUGACCCUAGACGAGUGGAAGGCCAUGCAGGACAAAGAGCGCGCCAAGGUGGAGUUCAACAUCCGCAAGGCCAAUGAGGGUGCGGACUGGAACAAAGGAUUCGUGCUGCACAAAUCCAAAGCCCCCGGUAAAAAGGAUGAGCUGAUCGAUCCAGAGUCGUUUGAGCCUAAGAUGGAAGAAGAGCCCCACUUCCGCAAGCCGGCCAACGACAUCACGUCCCAGCUGGAAAUCAACUUCGGAGAUUUAGGGCGCCCGGGCCGCGGACGCGGCGGGCCACGCGGUGGAGGCGGCGGGCGGGGCGGACGCGGCCGUGGCGGCCCACCCCCUGGUGAACGCACCGGUGAAGCUCCCAGGACGACGCGUGGAGGUGGAGGAAGGCCAGAGAAGUCGACCACGUCGGUGCCCAAUGUGGAUGACCCCGAGGCCUUCCCGGCCCUGGCCUGAGAGCCUUGGCCACACUGGGGGAAAGGGGUGGGGCACAGGAAGCCCCCCCCCCGCCCACCCCCAAGCACCUCCACUACGAGGCUUGCAUGUUCCUGGAU